Molecule: messenger RNA, 1847 nt
Organism: Prunus dulcis (almond)
Lineage: Eukaryota; Viridiplantae; Streptophyta; Magnoliopsida; Rosales; Rosaceae
Product: probable serine/threonine-protein kinase At1g01540
Exons: 7
Coding region: 173-1621 (482 amino acids)
Biological process (GO): protein phosphorylation
Molecular function (GO): protein kinase activity; ATP binding
Source: RefSeq, a predicted model, not a curated record
AUUUCUUACAUUUAUACACCUCCCACUAAAUCUCGAGCUUCCAAAACUCUCUCUUUCUCUGAAAAACUUGUAUGAUUCUCCGAUCGCCGGAAAAUCAAACUCCGGCGACCCAAUGCGACCAAACCCACAACGCAAGCAUCUAUCUUUCUGAGCUUUCUUCUCGAUACCCACAAUGUCAGUGUACGACGCUGCUUUUGUGAACACGGAGCUCUCGAAACCGACGUCAAUCUUCGGGCUCCGGCUCUGGGUCGUCAUCGGAAUCUUAGUCGGGUCUCUGAUAGUCCUGACCCUCUUCCUCCUCUCGCUCUGCCUCACCUCGCGCCACCGCUCCAAGGCCCACAAGGCCCAGCCCAAGCCCACCACCGACUCGCCCACUCCAGUGAUAUCGAAAGAAAUCCAGGAAAUUGUUCACGACCUCCAUGUCGAGAUCGGGAAGCCGGACCACCGGGUCGUGGUGUAUUCGGACCGGGCGUCGAGUGGGGAGAGUAAGGGGACUUUGAAUAGUGGGUGUGAGACGGCAUCGUAUGGGAGUGGGAACGUGGUGGGGCCUGAGGUGUCGCAUCUGGGGUGGGGAAGAUGGUACACUCUGAGAGAGCUUGAGGCGGCCACCAAUGGGCUCUGUGAAGAGAAUGUGAUUGGGGAAGGUGGGUAUGGGAUUGUUUACAGCGGGAUUCUCAGUGAUGGGACUAAAGUCGCUGUUAAGAACUUGUUGAAUAACAGGGGUCAAGCUGAGAAGGAAUUUAAAGUGGAGGUGGAAGCAAUUGGACGUGUGAGACACAAAAAUCUUGUAAGGUUGCUGGGAUACUGUGUUGAGGGUGCAUACAGGAUGCUUGUGUAUGAGUACGUUGACAAUGGCAAUCUGGAUCAAUGGCUUCAUGGGGAUGUUGGUGAAGUCAGUCCGCUAACAUGGGAUAUUCGUAUGAAUGUUAUACUGGGAACAGCGAAAGGGUUGGCCUAUCUUCAUGAGGGUCUUGAACCAAAGGUUGUUCAUCGUGACGUGAAAUCAAGCAACAUACUAGUUGAUCGCCAGUGGAACCCCAAAGUAUCUGAUUUCGGGCUUGCUAAGCUCCUGUGCUCUGAGAACAGUUAUGUGACAACUCGAGUGAUGGGAACAUUUGGUUAUGUUGCACCAGAAUAUGCUUGCACAGGAAUGCUGAACGAAAAGAGUGAUGUUUAUAGCUUUGGAAUACUUAUUAUGGAGAUUAUAUCCGGAAGAAGCCCUGUUGAUUAUAGUCGACAACAAGGAGAGGUUAAUCUAGUAGAAUGGUUGAAAACCAUGGUUGGGAAACGAAAAGCUGAGGAAAUAGUUGAUCCCAAGCUGCCUGAGAUGCCUGCUUCAAAAGCACUUAAGCGUGCUCUCCUGGUUGCUCUUCGAUGUGUUGAUCCUGAUGCCACAAAAAGGCCAAAAAUGGGACAUGUGAUCCACAUGCUUGAGGCUGAUGACUUGCUUGUUCGUGAUGAACGCCGAACUGGUAGAGAUACGUCCCGAUCAGAUCCUGAUUAUCAACAAGACGAUCAUGUUGUUGUGAAGAUAGCGGAUAAACACUUGAAUGAAGGGACUUCUGAUACUAGUGAAGGUGAUACUGGUAGGAACCAUCAUCAACCUACAAGGUGGAGAUAAUGCCCUUGGAAGAUUAGGUGACUAACAGCUUUAAGUUCUGUCCAAGUUUCUGAAGCUCAUUUUCUUCCACCCUGAUUUUGGCAGUAUCUUCAAUAAUUUACAUUUAUUUCAUGCUUAGUUACAUAUAUUUUUUUUUAGGAUGGGCAUCGUAUUUGGAUGCAUUUGUACAAUUCAAACAAUUUGUUCUUCAUUCUUAUAGGAAACAUAAUUCAUCGAUAUUGUUUUG